CAAACAUGUCUGCGCCCAUAGAGAAGAUCAAAGUUCCUAGAGAAGACGAUGAAAGAAUGGCGUAUUCAGUAGAAGACACACGAGAUGACUCUAGCUUGUCAUCAUGCGACGAUCAAAUGACAGAAGAUAGGCAAUCGGCACAGCCUCCUUUUUUGGAGCCAGUGGAAAAUGCAGACUUUGGGUUUGAAACGCCUUGUUCCACGACAGUGCCAGUGCCAGUGGCUACGACUACGAGUAGUGUCGUUAGUGGUGAUAAUGAUAUACAGAGUAAGCCAGAUGAGGUUCCUCCGGAAUGCCUGCGGCGGGUCUCACGGGUCAAAGCACCUCUAGAAGAAGAGUCAGGCCUACUGAAGUUUGAUAAACAGAUCGUCCCACCUCGUGUAAAUUGUGCAGAGAAAAUUGUUAUAUGCUUGGACAUAUCCUCUGAACACAGUCAGGAGCCAUUCCGUGCGAAAGAUGGGUCGCACUAUGAACCACUAACUAUGCUCAAGAGAGUCAUUGAGAAGUAUGUAAAGUUAAAGCACAGAAUCAACAAUGAGCACGAAUUUGCACUGAUACUGAUUACUGAGACAGCGCAUUGGAUGUAUGGCUUCACGUCCGACGUGGAAGAGAUGGUGUCGAUGAUCGAAGGACUCGACCCGCAGCAGACGUGCGACAGCUGCGACCUCUCCGCACUCUUCCGCGUCAUCUUCGAGCACGUGCAGCUCCCCCUGGUGGAGAAGCCGAGCAUCGUGCCGCCGCCGUACGUCGUGCGCGUCGUCGUGCUCUACAAUCGCUCGCACUGCAUGCCGCUGUUCCAAGACGGCAAGGAGGUGCUGGACAUGCUGCAGCGAUCACCUUACUUCUUCACGGACGUCAUCUAUGCGCACGAUGUGCCGACGAACGACAACAAGUGUGAGGAGGUGUUCGACGCGCUCUGCACGCUCGACGACAUCUGGCAGACGUCGUAUCUCUUCGAGGUCGACCGCAACAUCGCGCGUCUCCACGACACGUUCGCUCGCCUGCUCGCCCACCCGCUGCAGCGCUGCCACCAGGACGCGUGCAGCUACCUGCUGCAGCCACGCCCCUCCGCCGCCGCCGCCGCCGCUGACCCCGCCGACCCGCCCAAGUAGGGGGCGCCGCGGGAGCGUCUCCUCGCGAGUUUCCGACGGGGAACAACCGGAGGCGUGUUGCUUCGGACGAAAAAUCGGGUGUCGCCCACCAGGGGGCGUCGUCUGCGAAGAAACGGGUCGUGCUCGCCUUGAGGGACGGGCGAGUGUCACAUGGCGGGCUUUUCUCGCCGAGAAUCGUGCGCGAGAUGGCCGUUAAAAAACUGCAGCGGUACUCACCAGGGGGCGCAGCUGACGCAUUUUGCGCGAGCUUGCGUCGUUCCCCGUUAGUUUGUCCGUUGCUAGGGAAACGGGGAAGUGAGCAUGGAAUCGUGCAUAUCCGUGACGUCGCCAUCUGCUAGCGUAUCCGGGCAACCUGCGAUGUUUGCGUCUGCACCAGGAUAAUCGCUGUUGCUGGUGAAACCUGCACGUGAGAAGUGUGAAGUGGCCGUGACUGGGACUGCUGGUGAAAGCCCCCUUUCACCACACUACCCGCCAAGCUUUAUCCCAUGUCUGUUUAUCGUGUUGCUGCGUGUGUUCUUUUGUUAUAAAUAUGAUGUCAAUAACCA
Priapulus caudatus is the source of this 1657-nucleotide messenger RNA. Its product is annotated as BRISC and BRCA1-A complex member 1-like. Gene Ontology annotation, cellular component: BRCA1-A complex; BRISC complex; nuclear body. The transcript is spliced from 6 exons. The record is from RefSeq and is a predicted model, not a curated record. Gene Ontology annotation, biological process: protein K63-linked deubiquitination; double-strand break repair; positive regulation of DNA repair. Lineage: Eukaryota; Metazoa; Priapulida; Priapulimorpha; Priapulimorphida; Priapulidae. Bases 6 to 1112 code for a protein of 368 amino acids.